AUGAUUCGUCAAGCUGACAUCUCUAAAUAUGAUAUACAUGUGGCAUUUCUCAGACCAAAGCCCAUUCUCUUCGGUGAAAAGGGCAUUCACUGGUCUAUCAUGAUUGCCCAUCCGGGAUUGGAAUACGGCACCAUGUACCAUAUAGUCCGAAGUCGAAGAGCAGGAAGUCUGUCUCAUUAUGAGCUCCACGUUCGAUCAUUCAGACCACUCGACGGUGAUGAUAUUAUAGACAAGAAGCACAUUGCCACCCUUGCGUCGACACAGAUUGACCGGUUCAAUACAAUCCUGGCUUCUGUGCCCUUACGUGAUUCGCAAAAUUGGAGUAUUGGAAAUCUUUACCGAGAGGCCGAUGGAUAUAAUUCGGAGCAGUGGACGAUCGAAGUCAUUAUGGCUCUUGAAGAUUGGAAAAUGGUCCGUUAUGGAACUAGCCUUUUUGUUGAGCCGGGCUCAACCGUUUUUUGA
Penicillium waksmanii is the source of this 462-nucleotide messenger RNA. RefSeq lists its product as uncharacterized. Lineage: Eukaryota; Fungi; Ascomycota; Eurotiomycetes; Eurotiales; Aspergillaceae. The transcript has a single exon. The record is from RefSeq and is a predicted model, not a curated record. The coding region runs from base 1 to 462 and encodes 153 amino acids.